AUGGCGAUUAAAGGGGAAGGGCCCAGGGUCAUCGGGGCCAUGUGGGCUUUGACGGUUGUUGCGUUAGUCUUUGUCGUGCUGAGGGCGUAUACGAGAAUCUUUAUCGUCAAGUCGCUCGGCAUCGACGACCAUGUCUAUAACUUAGCCUGGAUAUUCCUCCUCCUAGACACCGUCUUCACCACCGUCGCAGUCGACUACGGCGUCGGCCAAGAUAUGGACGAUGUCAUCCAGAACAACUCUUCCGAUCUAGCCCCCGCGCUCAUCUUCGAAGCCGUCAGUCAAAGCUUCGCGAUAGUAGGAAUGAGUUUAGCGAAAUGGUCACUUGGUUUAUUUCUGCUUCGCCUGGUGAAGCAGCAAUGGCACAAAGUAGCUAUUUGGAUAUCGAUGGCUAGUUUGAUCUGCGCUUCCAUUACUGUCUGCUUUGUGUACUGGCUGCAGUGCACGCCGCCGAAUUAUCUCUGGGAUAGGACUAUACCUGGUGGACGCUGUACGGUGGACACGGCUCCUGCGUCCAUGUUGCUCUGCAUUCUUUGCGUUGUGGUGGACUUUUUUCUGGCUGGCUUCCCUUGGUUGUUUAUCUGGGGGUUGCAGAUGAAGAUGAAAGAGAAGAUUGUCAUUCUCAGCAGCCUCAGUCUUGGCGUCAUUGCUGGGGCUUUUGGUAUCAAGAGGACUCUUGAAGUCCCAAAGCUUAAGAGUCCGAAUCACACAAAGGACCCUGUAGGCUUGAUCGUCUGGUCCGCCGCCGAGAUGACCGUAACAAUGAUCUGCAUCGGCAUCCCCGUCUGCAGACCACUUUACAAGAAGUAUUUCAGCAAAUGGAGUUCUCGCAACAGCAGCAAGUAUCAACAGAACUCUGGCGCAUCAUAUCCUCUUCAAACCAUUGGUGGGAGUACAAUGUAUCCAGCGCAGGUACACAAGAAAGACAGCACGUCCGAAGCCUCCGUGCAAGAGUAUGAGCGGAGGGGCGUGAGAAGUUCAUUUAACAAGAACAAGGUGUUUGCAAAAGGGGCGGAGAGGGGAUAUGGUGAUAAUCAGAGUGAGGAGGAGAUUCUGGGGCCUGAUUUUCGGAGGAGUCAACGGCAGGACAUUGAGGGACAAUAUUAUUGA
Fusarium proliferatum ET1 is the source of this 1107-nucleotide messenger RNA. RefSeq lists its product as uncharacterized. The transcript is spliced from 5 exons. The coding region runs from base 1 to 1107 and encodes 368 amino acids. The record is from RefSeq and is a predicted model, not a curated record. NCBI's taxonomy places the organism in Eukaryota, Fungi, Ascomycota, Sordariomycetes, Hypocreales, Nectriaceae.